UAGUUCCGCUUUGGUAGGGACAGCACUCUUCAGUGGCUGAGGGUGUUUGUUUGUUAUAUUGUCGAGUUUGAUGUUGUUACAUUGAUGAAAACACUUGUGACUUGGCCAGUAUGAUGGGCUGGUGUGAAGUUCUACUUCUAGGUAUAAUAGUUUGUCUUUGUCUGUCAGCCAACGCUGGAGCUCCGUCUUCACUGAAACUUGUCAACCUGGUGUAUCGCCAUGGUGACCGAAGCCCGACAUUGACCUAUCCAAAGAACCCCAACCUUGUCAACGAGACAUGGCCUCAAGGACUGGGCUGGCUGUCUACUUUUGGGAUGCAGGAACAGUACUCACUGGGCCGCUUCCUCCGACGCCGUUAUAAUGGAUUCCUUAGUGACAAGUACAUCCACACUGAGAUCCAGGUGCAGAGUUCAAAUGUGGACAGGUGUCUGAUGUCUGCCUACUCCAACCUGGCCGGUCUGUACCCUCCAAGUGGGGAUCAAGUGUGGAACAGCAACAUCCCCUGGCAGCCAAUCCCCGUCCACACCAGACCAGAAGAGGAGGACAAUGAGCUGAACAUGGGCGAGGACUGUCCAUGGUAUGACCAGCUGUAUAAUGCCAGCCUCAAGUCAGAUCGUGUGAAGGAGGAGGAGUCCCAGAACAAGGCUUUCUAUGAGUUCAUCACAAGAGUGACAGGUGUAUCCCAUGAGUCUAUUGCUGACAUCUGGCAGAUCGCUGGCUUUCUGACACACUCUUCUGUGAGAAGCAGCACAACGUCUCGUGGCCAUCCUGGGUCAACUCAACAGUACAAAAAGUUACGCGACCUUGAGUCCUGGGGCUUCGAUCUCAUGUUCCGUGGGCAGGAAGAGAGUCGUCUGAAGGGAGGCCCGCUGCUUAGUCACUGGAUUAACCUGACCCGGGAGAAGAUCAAGAACCAGACCACCGACAUUGUCAAGAUGAACAUGUUCUCUGCUCACGACACAACUGUGGCAGCUAUUCUGAGUGCUCUUCGUGUGUACAACAAACUGAGUCCACCGUACACAUCCACAGUGUUCAUGGAGCUACAUCAAAACACCUCGGGGGACUUUUACAUCGAGCUGUAUUUCAGGAAUACUACAUCCCGGGAUCCCAAUGAUGACACAGCACCUCACAAUCUCACAAUACCAGGUUGUGACUUCAAGUGCCCAUUCACCCAGUUUGUGUCCCUGACCAGAGACAUGGUUCCUACUGACUGGAAGAAAGAAUGUGACAUUGGAGGAUCGGCUGAACUCAAGUUUAACCUUGCCACCAUCAUCGCCGUCUCCGUGGCUUCCUGCGUGGUCCUCAUCCUCAUCCUGGUUAUCCUCGUCAUGUGUUGCAAGCGGCAGAGGAGCUCGGGGGGCUUCGGCUACAAGAUGACGAUAUAGGCUGUCAGACCAGACUCCACCUCCUGGCUUGUGACGUCUACACUAUCGCGUGUUGUACUGUUGGAGAGAAUAGAGACAUUUAUGUAUUUUCCAUGUUAAAGCAUACAUAGUUGUUGAUACAUAAAAUCUUCAUUGUACCACA
Messenger RNA from Haliotis rubra (blacklip abalone), 1527 nucleotides. Its product is annotated as prostatic acid phosphatase-like. Gene Ontology annotation, molecular function: acid phosphatase activity. Gene Ontology annotation, biological process: lysosome organization; dephosphorylation. The record is from RefSeq and is a predicted model, not a curated record. NCBI's taxonomy places the organism in Eukaryota, Metazoa, Mollusca, Gastropoda, Lepetellida, Haliotidae. Gene Ontology annotation, cellular component: lysosome.